AUGGUCUGCUGCCCCGCGCAGCAACCGUCGGGCGACGACCCGGGGGCCAAAAACCCGGCGACGACGGCGCUUGGGGCGCUAAGCUCAGAAAAAACGCACUGCAGCCUCGGGCCGAUAGUCGGACCACAGCAGCUUGGGUUCCUCGAGAGAAAGCGGGCAAUGCGGCCCCUUGAGCCUCGCGCUCUGCCCUCCACGGUGCUCGCGCCCGAUGGGUCGGUGCGGUAUUUUGCGUACGGGUCGAACUUGGGCCGUCAAAAGGUGCUGUCGCGCGGCGCAGCCUCAAUAAUCUCGACGGAGCGGGCGAACGUGGCGGGAUGGCGGCUCGCCUUCACGUUUGCGUUGAACCCGCCGCUGGAGCCUUCAUUUGCCUCGAUCGAGCCCGCCCCGGCCGAGACGGUUUGCGAGGGCGUGCUCCACACCCUCACCCCCAGCGCAUACGAGGAGUUGUGGCGCUCCGAGGGCGGCGGCGGUUCGAGACCCGACUACGAUGAGAUUGUCGUGCUCGCAAAGCCGUGGAGUGGCAGCGAGCCGGUUAGGGCCAUCACGCUGCGGGCUGCGCAGAGCCGGCGCCUCAGCCACGAUGUCCCGCCAUCGCAGAGAUACUUGAGCAUGGUUGUCGCCGGCGCGCACGAGGCAGGAGAGCUCCUCGUGCGUCGCAGCGGGGGAGCGGGCGCGUCGGCGAUGGGGCUUCUCUCGCCGGUAAUCGAGAAGCAAAAUAAAACCAUCACUGAGGUUUCCUACCUAGAGGUUAGCGCCGAAAAAGCCGGGGCCUUUAGCUCCGGCUAG
Emiliania huxleyi CCMP1516 is the source of this 786-nucleotide messenger RNA. RefSeq lists its product as hypothetical. Lineage: Eukaryota; Haptophyta; Isochrysidales; Noelaerhabdaceae. The transcript has 4 exons. The record is from RefSeq and is a predicted model, not a curated record. Gene Ontology annotation, molecular function: gamma-glutamylcyclotransferase activity. Bases 1 to 786 code for a protein of 261 amino acids.